AUGGCCAUGCAGGUCGCGAACGGCAACGGCGCAGGAGGGGAGCUGGCUAAGAAUGGCGAUGGUCAGGAAGGUGGCUUCAAGCUCAAAUUUUGUACUGUCUGCGCCAGUAAUCAGAAUAGAUCCAUGGAAGCACAUCUAAGGCUAUCCCAGGCCAACUACCCAGUCAUUUCCUUUGGAACAGGUUCUCUUGUUCGAUUACCAGGCCCAACAAUCACGCAGCCCAACGUAUAUCAGUUUAACAAGACCUCGUAUGAUAGCAUGUAUAAGGAGCUCGAGUCUAAGGACCCCCGGCUCUACAAGGCGAAUGGUCUGCUCAACAUGUUGGAGCGCAACCGCAACGUGAAAUGGGGACCUGAGAGAUGGCAGGACUGGCAUGUCGGCUUCCCGAGGCUCCAGCAUUCCACCGAUAAGGGAAGCGAUGGUACCGAGGCUGGCAUCGUAGAUAUUGUUUUCACUUGCGAAGAAAGGUGUUGGGACGCCGUCAUAGACGACCUUCACGCCCGCGGUGCUCCUCUGAACCGACCUGUCCAUGUCUUCAACGUUGAUAUCAAGGAUAACCACGAAGAGGCUUUAGUGGGCGGUCGAGGCAUCCUCGAUCUGGCCAACUCGCUCAACCAAGCUGCAAAGGAGGAGCGGGAGCGGGCUGGCCACACUGCCUUUGACAGUGGUAGCGCCUCUGCACGAGCGAGCUUUGAUCAAAGGGUCCCGGAAAUCCUGGGAGAGUGGCAGGAUAGAUGGCCCAAUCUUCCCGCCAUCUGGACUCUGGCUUGGUUCUAA
Molecule: messenger RNA, 777 nt
Organism: Parascedosporium putredinis
Lineage: Eukaryota; Fungi; Ascomycota; Sordariomycetes; Microascales; Microascaceae
Source: the annotation of a GenBank genome assembly